This is a messenger RNA of Huiozyma naganishii CBS 8797, 1125 nucleotides long. RefSeq names its product 8-oxoguanine glycosylase OGG1 (gene OGG1). Lineage: Eukaryota; Fungi; Ascomycota; Saccharomycetes; Saccharomycetales; Saccharomycetaceae. Gene Ontology annotation, cellular component: nucleus. Gene Ontology annotation, biological process: base-excision repair; base-excision repair, AP site formation; nucleotide-excision repair. The record is from RefSeq and is a predicted model, not a curated record. The transcript has a single exon. Bases 1 to 1125 code for a protein of 374 amino acids. Gene Ontology annotation, molecular function: damaged DNA binding; 8-oxo-7,8-dihydroguanine DNA N-glycosylase activity.
AUGGCGGCUCAAGUUACUGCGUUUAAGCGAUUGGAAUAUAAUGUUUGCGGAGAGCUUCUUUUGAAGAAUGUGUUACAAGUUGGCCAGGCGUUCAGAUGGAUUUUGGAAGAGGAAACAGGGCACUAUUAUACCACGAUGAUGAUCCCAACGAUUUCAGUAUCGUCUGGGAUUGUCAUCCUGAGGCAGACAGAUGAUUCUGUAGUCGAAUAUGCAUAUUCUCAUGAAAAAUGGACAAGCGAGCAAGUGGAGAGACAUCUCUUUUCCUAUUUUCGUUUGGAUAUAAGACUGCUUGAAGUUCACGAAAAAGAGUGGAAGCUGACGGAUCCAAAUUUUGCCCAUGUAUCCACACAAGGUGUCAGGAUACUUGCACAGGAGCCCUGGGAGACCCUUGUAUCUUUCAUAUGUUCCUCAAACAAUAAUAUCAGCAGGAUCACCAAGAUGUGCCACGGUUUGGCAGAGAAUUUUGGAACUCAAGUGGGCAAAUACUGUGGUACUGUUCUUUAUUCUUUUCCCACCAGUGAACAAAUACUUGAAAAUGGAACCGAGGAUCAGUUGCGGAAACUAGGGUUUGGAUAUAGAGCAAAAUAUAUUAUGGAAACUGCAAAGGCAGUCGUCGCUGAAAAAAAGAAGCAUGGGCUUGACUACGAUUAUCAGCUUCUUGAGCAGAUGACCACAAGGGGACAGUCAUAUGAGAUGUCCAGGGAGUAUCUAAUGCAAUUCACUGGUGUAGGACCCAAGGUUGCAGAUUGUGUAUGCCUUAUGGGCUUGCGGAUGGACCAUGUGGUCCCCGUUGAUGUUCACAUUGGUAGGAUUGCUAAAAGAGACUACAACAUUACAGCCACGAAGAAAGAACUUGCCGAACUCAAAUCCGAAUAUAACAAUUUACCGAUUACAAGGAAAAAGGUCAACCUGGAACUAGACCACAUUCGAAGACAAUUGUUUGAAAAAUGGGGGACAUAUGCUGGAUGGGCUCAAGGUAUCUUGUUCUUCAAAGAAGUAGGGUCUACAAACGGAUCUACAUCGGAGGGCAAGAUUAAAAAGAGGAAGUUGGAAAAAACCACUGAGGUAACCCCCAUUGACGAUAAGACUUUCUUGAAAUUGAAAGUAGCAAAAGUUGAAGCGUAA